Molecule: messenger RNA, 351 nt
Organism: Dioszegia hungarica
Lineage: Eukaryota; Fungi; Basidiomycota; Tremellomycetes; Tremellales; Bulleribasidiaceae
Exons: 2
Coding region: 1-351 (116 amino acids)
Biological process (GO): translation
Cellular component (GO): large ribosomal subunit; ribosome
Molecular function (GO): structural constituent of ribosome
Source: RefSeq, a predicted model, not a curated record
AUGUUCGCACUCGCAGCCCGAAAUGCCCUCGCUGGCCCCUCACGAUUACCCCUCCCACUCCGCCUUCCUCUCCCCGCCCCCCUCGCACAUCUCGCUCCCACUUCCGUCUCCCUAUCAAUACCAUCCCGCACCUUCUCAGCCUCUGCACCAGCAGCCGACAAGCUCAAAUCCCACUCGGGGACCAAGAAGCGGUUCUUCCGUACCGCUUCAGGACUGUUCAAACGCGCUCAAGCGGGGAAACGACAUCUGAAUACCCUCUUCUCGGCGUCUAGGAUAAAUAGGCUAGGGAAGACGCGGUAUGCGAGUCCGACGCAGGCCAAGAUGUUGCAGAAGUUAUUGCCUUAUGCCUAG